Molecule: messenger RNA, 7565 nt
Organism: Acanthaster planci (crown-of-thorns starfish)
Lineage: Eukaryota; Metazoa; Echinodermata; Asteroidea; Valvatida; Acanthasteridae
Source: RefSeq, a predicted model, not a curated record
CGCUUAACCACACUCAAAACACUUUUUUUUAUUUUUCAAAAUUUUGCUGAUAAGAGAAUGAAAACUUAUUAUGCUGUCUCCAUGCUGAAGAACUGCAGGAUUAAUUUUGUGGAAAGAGUGUUUUGAGUUAUGACAUGUAUGAGGGUAAUUCUGGGGUAACAACCUCGGCAACAUCACGGUCCAUUGUGUCGGUGUCGGAAAAUCAAGUAAGAAAGUCGCAUUUCCUUCAAAUAUAUUGAUCAAAAUUUUAAAAAAUGGGGUCAGCAUCAUGAAAAGAACAUUAUCCAAGGUUGUAGUCUUUUGCAGGUAAACUUCUUUUAUACAAAUGAUAAAACGGGGGUGCCAAAGUUGACAAACGCCUGCAUACAAUGUACUUGUAGUUGUAGGUUNGGGCAGAGUUAUGGGCUUUUAAUUUACCCCCAGAACUGCAGGGUUUGUUGUCCGCCCCACUUUUGGGAAGGCAGCUGAUGAAGAACCCCACAGUUCUGGGGGUACUUUAGUCAGGAUCUAGUCUACUAAAUGUUUCGAAGGUUUAAACUAAACAUGCAUCUUUCCAGUUACAUCAUCAAUAUCUGCAUCUUUCCCUCUGUGUCAUCCUUAAGAAGCAAAUUAGUCCAGAACAAAAAGAGCUGCAACAUGUAAUGCACACACAAACAGAGCUUUUCUUUUCAUUUUCAGUCCAGGAGCCUGCCUCCUGUCAAUUUUGAAUAAUUAUUUUAACUUUGUUGGGGUUGCUAGUGUGUUGGAAUAACAUAUUACAUUACAGUGUGCCCUGCCUUGAAACACACUGUACAGGCACCAUUAAUUUGACACACUUCACAAAAGUCCUUUGCGACAGUAGUGUGAUGUGAAAAUUACUCCAGUUUGUUGCAACACCGGCUAUUGGAGGCUUCAGACUUCCCCAAAGUCAAUUUGACUAACUUCCUCAACUUCUUUGAAAAAAAUUUUUUCAUGAAAAUAAGCAUUCAGAUUUGGACCCCCAAACCACUUUUUGAUUCAAAACUAAUAAGAGACAAUGUCUUGUCCUACAAAAUGCUCCGCAGUCAUCAAGUCUGGCACUAUCUGGCAGGAAACUCUUAUCCUGGUGUAAAACUCGCAAAUGAAAAUUUGCAGAAAUUAAACUCUCAUGUCAAAACUGAAGGAAAAGUGAGAACAAUGCAUCACGUUUAAAAACACAGAAUCGCUACCUCCUUGGCAAAACUCUGUCUGAGUCUAAAUCACUUCAGACAAUAUUGUCCUCAAAUUGGGCGUACAUGUAAGUCUUUAUAUAAUUUAAAGAACAUGUUUUUCUCCUAACUUUGGUGGGGUUUUGUAAGUAUUCGGGGGCUCACAUGUGCUGUCCUGAUAAUGCUGAACAUUCCAGAUUUUGUUAACUUGGUUGUUAGAGCAGAUAUAGCUGAAAGGUUUUUCUGGUGGUGUACUAAGCGACUUUGCAAUCAACAUGAGCAUCCAGCAAGAACCACAAAUAUUGAUGGGAAAUACCACCUCCUUACCUGGAAUUCAGCUUUCUGAAUGAGAAACAACUUGAAGUUGGCAGCCAAAAUGAAGCCAAACGCUCUAUCAUUAUCAUUGUGGAUUCUUUGUCUCAUUCUCUGUAAUGCUUCAACAGUGACAAAACCGACUCCAGACGCAGGAUCCAAAAGUGUUAAUGAGGCCAAGGUGACAUUAGCACUCGAUGGGUUGACAACGGUUGAUGCAGGGGUCACCACAGAGUUGCCGCCAACAUCAAAAUCUUCCACAGAUUCUACUAGGUCUGUUACAACUGUAAGUCCGGUGUUGCCACUACGGACCACAACUGAGCCCACAAAAAAACCCACAGUGAGUCCGAAGAAACCGGACCCUUCUGUGUCGCCAACAACUCUCAAGGUAACCACUUCUUCCAAGCAAAAGAUCAGCCAGCAGUCAGCAACACAUGCCACGCAGUCACCAACAAGGACACCGACUAGUCCACCAGAUACCGCGGCCCCUGAAAAGAGGGAUGAAGUAAAUUCAGCAACUGCAGAGGCCCAAGUCACUACCACCCUCACCCCAACUCCACCUGUCCAGACACGGGCAUCAGUUCUGACAACGAGAUGGACCACGAAAGCAACAACUUCACAACCAAAGAUUCCAACUCCAAAACAAAAGCCAGUCACGACGCCAAAGAAACUCAACGAACCGGCCGUACGCAAAACUGCCGCAGCUCCUGUCAAAUCAGUGGUCACCACUAGGGCUCCAUUAAGUGACCACCAGGCUGUUCCGACUGAUGGGAAGAAGCCAGAGGGAACCGAUAAGGGCCAUAAAGAUCAUGGGGAUCACCUAGCAUCGACGGCCAAACCAGGCUCAGGUACACAUAAGAAUGACACAGGAGCACCCAACAAUUCUAACAACUCCAUGUUUUCAAAGUUGCUGCUGCCAGUUGUUCUCGGCAUUGUCGCGGCAGUUCUCAUCAUUUGCUUUGCUUACAGCAUCCGUGCCUGUAAGAAGAAGGACAGGGUUAGAGGCCACAUGAAGCUGAUGAAUAAUGGAAAGGAUCAUGAAAUGGGAGGCAACUUGGACCGGAUGAAGCUUUUGGCGGACAGCUCCGAGGAUGAGUUCUAGCAAUAGUGUAGCAUGAUUGCUUAGUACAGGGCUCCAUCUAUGCAGUGAACUUACAACGAUUGCCUUAGGGGGUGGCUGUGAUAUGUUUUGGAUGAUUUGUAGCAAACAAGGUAUGUUUUGUUGAACAUGUGCUGUUGGGUCACACAAGUUGCAGACACGUUGUACUUAAUUCACGUAUGUUGGUUAUGUGUGGGCUCCAAAUAUUAUUGUCCACAGCAAUAAAAAUUCAAUGAAAAUGGAAACGGAGUAGCUGUUAUUGAAGAAUGUUUGAGUGCUAUAUCUGCAGUGGGCUUAGAAUGAGUAGGUUCCUGCAGGUGUGUUUGUGCACCUUGUGUGCUCAGUGCAUAGAGGCGUGAGUAAACGAGUUUCUUGCUUGGACCAGUAUCUUGUCCUUCCUCUGCUCUCUGAGUCAGUGUGAGUCCAUGUGAUGCACAGGUCGGAGUAGUAUUUUAGACUCGCGUAACCUCACGUUCGAGCAGAAUACGCAUGUAAUGCCCUCAGAAAAGAAGCACGGUGCUGCAAAUUUUGCUCGGAAAUGUCUGGACCGUCAAUAAUGAAAAGAGGACCCUGUGCGCUCGCGCUGUUGACAUUUGAGGUUCAGCUGAUGCAAAAAUGGCCAAAGUGGUUGCAUGCAAUCCCACUGGAUUGGAAGGUACCGUGAAAAAUAAAAACAUCUCGUGUUACAUGUCAUGUACUUCAUAGCCUCACAGAUACACCCAUAUCCCAAACUGUCAGGAGCCCUUGGUUACUCCGUGAAAGGGAAGAAGCUGUACCUGCCGAGAAAAUCAUUGGUUGUACUUUGAUUAAAGCCAUUGUGAUUCAAAAUCAUAAAAUUGUACACUUGGAGUUUGAGAAUAAGGGUUUGGAAUUGUCCUCAUAAACUGACUGACAAUUGUAAGUGUACAAGAUUUUUAACUGUGACUGAGAAGGAGAGUUACUCAACAAAUCAGCAUACUUUAUUGCAGUGACAAUAACUUGGGUUUUAACCAGAGGUUGUAGGUUUUAGUCUGGUUCCGGUCAGUAGUCUUGCUCUACUGGUGCCAACAAUUCAGUGUCAGUAGUUAUUAUGAAAUGGGACUUAUUCUGAUUACUCAUUGUGUAGUUGCUCUGUUCAGUCAUAGAGGAAGAAGCUACAGCUCUGAAGUGGAUCACUCUAAACAUCCUUCAUAUUGCAAGGACACUUAUUUGUAUAUUUAACUUGAUUGAUUGAAGCCUGAAAUAUAAACAGGUAUCCAUGGAAUCAUUUUUCGAUGUGGUGUUUUCAUUGAUAAAAGGUUAUGUACUUUUGCUAUGUUGAAAAUUACUUGCUUUGUAAUUUUGUAUUUCAUAUUUUUUGUCGUUUUAAGCUAUUGUCAUGAAGUCACAAAAAUGACUUUGGGUGGUUAAAUUUUUAAAGAGGAAUUCUAAAAAUACUGUUUGGAGGAAAUAAUGUUGCUAUGGUUAUUAUGUUUUCGCUGAAAUUGAAGUGAUAAACAACUGUCAUUUUGAUUUCAAAAGAAAGGACUUCGAACUCAGCAUGGUACACGUAGUUUUUAAUCAUGUUGUCUAGCACUUCUGUGAGUUGUUGUAAAUCUCCCAGAUCUGUUAAAAUUCAUAUAUUUUAAUUUUGUAAUCCCCGGUAUGAACACAUUUUAAAUGUAUUUUUUGUCAAAACCAAAAAAGCUGUCAGUUGUAAAUAUAUUACGGUGUCAUAUGAGUUUAAAUUGUCAUGUGCACGUCAAUAUCCUAAUGAAACACGCUGGAAUAUGGCGGUAUUCAUUAUAAAAAUACCCAAUAUCGACCAUAGCAUACUCCUGGGCUCAAUUUCAUGGAGUUGCGUAACAGCCGAAAAGGCGUACUUACGACAGCAGAAAAGUUUUGUUAACCUUAACCACUGUUUCCUGGCAUUCGUGGUUGUGUUUAUGGUUGUCCUCGCAUAGAAAUUUCCAUUGUUUAGUCAAAAUGUUAAGACUUUUUCCUCCAAGAUAAGUGCGCUUUUUGCCGUGCUUACAGCUCAGGGUCUCCAUGAAAUACCGUGCACAGAGCCUCAGUGUAAAAUCGUGUGCUUAGCGGCACCCUAAAAUAUAGGCAAUUCACAAUAGUGUGUCUCCAAGACUUCGCAACGUGUUGGCCAAUCACAGCGCGCAAAAUCUGUUGACCCUUUCCAAAUGCGCACUGGGUCGACAGAUGUCGCGCAUCGUGAUUGGCAAACACACUGCAAGCUCUUGGAGGAUCACUAUUGUGAAUUGCGCGUAUUGGGCCCUGGUGACCUUUGACAAAUUGAAUUUUGGCUGUUGAGCAUGGUUAAAUGUACAUGUACCACUACAAGCACAUGACGUCACAGUGUGCUGACUGCCAUGCAAAUGAGAAAUGGACGUGUCUUGGUCUAAUUAAGAAUCAGGUGUCUUGUGCAAUCAGGUAUUGGUAGUAUACAAAGAAUAGCUGUUGCCAUGGAGAUGAUGUCCAUAGCAGACAUGGCCUAUGUAAGCUUUCUUUAUCAGUUGCAGACUAUGAACAGGUACAAAACCAUAAGUCUGGAGUGUGCUAUAAAUCCGUACACACCUGGUCUUGAAAAAUCAAUCGAUACUAAAAGUAUCAAUUGAAAGUACAGCAACAAGAAUCUUAAAAAAAUGGCAGUGAGGGGUUUUUAGAUGACAGGAGACAAGAUAAAUUAUUUUUUGCACGUUUUAUGAUCUUAAUUGAACAAGUAGAUCUUUCUGAAGUUGGCAAAACAGGGAUGACCCUACCAGUAAAGAAGCAGCACAUUGUUAUCAAAAUGAUUGUGACGACACAUGUGGAUAAAAGUAGCUCUUCUAUUUCCAGGGGAUAGUUCAAUCUUACAUUGGUUCUGGGGAAAGUAUUCACCUUGUACUGGUAUGUCUUUAUCACAUACGAUCAGUUUGAAUGUAUUGUUGUAUUCGGAAGUGUACAGUUGAUGUAAUGAUGAAGGGGAAGUGGUUUACUCUUGUCAAGAAGUUUGUUAACAUACUUUCUGGUGUUGGUGUCCACCCUCUGGUUUGAGAACAUCAAAAUAGUUUUCUCUGUUAAGCUCAAGGUCUUCCUUUUAUGUGAUUUUUUGAAGUUGUACAUAAAAACCAUGUACAUAGUAAAUUUAGAAAGUUAUCACAGGUUAAGAAGUUACAUUGAUGUACUUUUUCCUCUUGAGGUACUAUGGUACUGUUCAUUACAUGUCAUUUGUUGACUGACUUCGCUACUCACAGAGAAAGUUUAUUUUAAGGUAUGAACGAACAGAUAUUCAGUGGUUUUUUGACAUUUGACAUCACUAUCCAUUGACUUUGGGCUGUGUCAGAAUGACUUGACUGUGGUUGGAGAUCACAAAGGUCGAUGGGAAAUGGACAAAGCCACUAGCUGAUGGCUUCCAUGGGGGCAUGUGUAAUUUUUUAGCCAUAGCUGUGUGCUUUGGAUGCAGCCCUUACACGUUGACUCAUUCUGGAGUUGUCCAGAUCUCUGCGAGUUUCAUGCUGCUUCACGUGAGCAGCCAAGUGUUCAGAGAUACUGCACUCCUGCAGCAUGCCCCCAAACAAAAACUGACAUUGCUCCUGGCUAGUUUGUACACCCAGUUUGUUGUUUUCAAAGUUCAAACAGGAAACAAUGAAGAGUUGUCGAGCAACUGUUUUAGCAGUGGAGUUAGACAUCAAUCAGCUUGUACUCUUAAGAUUGUGCUUUUUCCAGCCAGGGAAAGCAGAUUGGAGAUGUUUUGCUUUAUGAGUAUUUCCUUGUUUGUAAUGGAAUGGACCGUGCAGUACAUUUUGUAAGACUCUGUUCAAGUGUGCUGACCUUGCCUAAUACCAAUACAUGUACAUAAAUGUAUCAGUGUGAUUCAUGGCCUCAAUACUUAAAAUGGGGAAGAGGGAAGGGAGGGGCUUGACAACUCAGGUGGGCGGGAUGUUUAUAGGUCUGUGCAUGUCAGACCUGUUUCCAUGACAAGAGUGUUUAAGUCAUGCAGAAAAAUGUUCCAAUUCCGAGUUGUCAAUACUCUUGAAUUCUUAUUCCUAGAGCAACGAGCCAAGACAAAAAUUUAACUGAAAAACUUAAGGAUUUGAAGUUACGUGUACCAUUUCAUGAGUGAGCUUUGUUUUUUUUUUUAGAAAAGCAAGGUCACACACUCAAUUUAAUUCAAUUUCAAUUGAAUUCUCUGGUGCAACACAUAAAGAUAUAUAAAUGGUUGGGUGGCUCAGUUGCUUUUCCACGUUCCUAUUUUUAAUGUUGGUUUCAGUUUUUUCCUGUAUCAGUCCGCAUAAAUACAUACAUACAUGUUAAUCAGAUUUACCUAAUUUAUUAUUUUAUGAUUGUCAGCGGAUCAUUGUGCAAUCGUUUAGGCAGUAACAACCUUGUUGGUGACGUUUCAAACAUUCCCUCCAUGUAGAAGAAUACAUGUACUUUUAUUUCAUACACAGAUUGCAUUGUAUAUUAAAGAUCCUGACAUUUUUAUCGAGUCUUUAGGCACAAUAAGACUUACAUGUACAUGUAUAUUAUUUUAAUUUGCUAGUGCUAGAGUUCAGACCUGUUCUGAGUCAUCGAGUACAAAACCAAGAUGUGAUUGUUAUGCAGUGGGAAUCAAGCUUGAGAACUGAGACAGGGGUGACUGAGUAUUCUAAAUGAGUAGGACUUUGGGUAUUGGGACUCACACCUGACACAGGUAUGCAAGACAUGACCCUAAAGGUUCACAAUGCAGCUCCAAAUUACAUAAUCUUGCAAGUCUGAGUUUCAGAGAUUGUCUGGUUUGGCAAGGGUCAUUCCUUCUGACAGGUACAACCAUUUGUUUAAAUGAACUUGAUGACUUUGGAAAGGGGCUUAUAGCAACACUGAAAUUUAAAAUGCUUUUGUAUUUAAAAUUCUGUUUUCAUAGUACUAUUAGUAACAACCUUGAAUGUUUUAUUGCUAAAAAUUUAUGCAUGAAAAUAUUGACCCUGUCCCAUUUUUUCUGCAUUCACAUUCUCGUAUUAAAACAGCAAGGCGGUAUAUGAACUUCUGCCAUUCACACA